AUGGAAAAGGCGGAGCGCUUGAAUCUGCUGUUCAGCCAGGAUGAAUCAUUGUUGGAACUCGAUACCCAACUUCGGACCGUGCUGGAGAUCCAGCCCAAGUCAGAGGUACCACACAUCGGCGACAGUGCAAACACUGGCUGGGGACAUUUGGACUCUACUAUUCCACGGCCAGAUCAGAGACUUAAAUGGUCCUCUGAGCCAGAUACCAUGGACAAGCCACCUUGCAACGCUACCGAGGCUGUUUCUGAAAGCCCUGAAUCUGCGGCUCAGACAAUCCCAGCUCACAACACCCCCCUCCCUUCUGUAGAAAGCCAUAGAUCUCACGACGGGAGUUUCUCUCCCCUUCUAACAAUUUCAAGAUACGCCUACAAGUUUGUUAAAGGCGAACUAUCACAGAGGUUGGCCAACCAAUUCUUCGAUGGAGGCAAAUUUUGGAACAGAUGCUGGGAUCUGCACUAUAUCAAACUUCCACCCCAGAUAGGUCUUUGUCAUCUCAUUCUCGUGCCCACUUCCCAAGUCCGAGAUUUCUUCCAAGAGAUCAACCAUGCCCUGCAAUGUAACCUAGCCCUCUCGGAUGAAGGUCUGAUUCUCAACUUUCACAAGGAAGGAUUUCCUCAACCUAUAUUCAUAGGCAGAAGCACCAGCCGGGAGACCAAAGACCGCUUGGAAUCGCAGGUCCCCGCCUCAUCUGGCAGGACCUGUCCUUCGUCUGGAAUGGAUGAGCAGUUCCUAGCCUUUGAGCAAAUGAUAGAGACCGCGUGGGAAACUACUAGGAACAGGAAGAAACCUUCUAAAGCCAAGCAGCAACUCCGCAUCCAGAAUCAGCAACGACUAGCUGAUAGCCUCAGGCGAACCCAGAGCUACCUGGGUCUACGCUCAGAUGAGAUUAACGACAUGAUCGACGACAUGUCCUGGGAGGAGAGGAGAGACCAGCAGCCGAAACCAAGGCCCUCCCGACCCUUGCGCAUGGAUAAGCCCGUACCGUUCCCCUUCUGGCACCAGCCCGUGUUCAUUAGUAUCGAUGUGGAGUCCAAUGAGCACCAUCAUAAACAGAUCACGGAGGUAGGCAUCUCCACUCUGGACACUUUAGAUCUCGUUGACAUUUCCCCCGGCGACGACGGAGAUCAUUGGAGGACCAAGAUCCAGUCACGGCAUCUUCGUGUGGAAGAAUAUGCACACCACGUCAACCGAGACUUUGUCAUAGGCUGCCCGGACAACUUUGAUUUCGGAGCCAGCGAAUGGGUCUCCACCGAUGAUCUGGUUGCUGCCGUGCAGGCUUCCUUCCAAGUGCCAACGGUGGGGGAGUCACAUGCACCGCGUAAUCUGGUUCUCGUUGGACAUGCAACCACCGGCGACGUGCGGUAUCUCCGUCAGAUUGGUGUACGAAUGGAACGCAAGCCUGAAGGGACCGCCGGGUUCAUAGAUACGGUGGACACCGCGGACUUCUUCCGAAUUAUCCGGAACGAGACAACCACGCGUAAACUAGGAGGUAUUCUCCAGGAAUUCGACAUGAUUGGCUGGCAUCUGCAUAACGCGGGGAACGAUGCGCGGUACACGAUGGAAGUGAUGGUCCAGAUGAUGUUGGAACAUAGCCGAUGA
Molecule: messenger RNA, 1599 nt
Organism: Aspergillus alliaceus
Lineage: Eukaryota; Fungi; Ascomycota; Eurotiomycetes; Eurotiales; Aspergillaceae
Exons: 2
Coding region: 1-1599 (532 amino acids)
Cellular component (GO): nucleus
Molecular function (GO): nucleic acid binding
Source: RefSeq, a predicted model, not a curated record